Messenger RNA from Exophiala aquamarina CBS 119918, 3825 nucleotides. RefSeq lists its product as uncharacterized. The transcript has a single exon. NCBI's taxonomy places the organism in Eukaryota, Fungi, Ascomycota, Eurotiomycetes, Chaetothyriales, Herpotrichiellaceae. The coding region runs from base 1 to 3825 and encodes 1274 amino acids. The record is from RefSeq and is a predicted model, not a curated record.
AUGUCGGACAGCAAAUCAACUAAGCCGGCAAGCAAGGAUCAGUCCAAGGACAAGGACAGCACUGAUCUAAGGGCAAUCUUAGAUGAGAAUCAAAGAGGCGAGCUGACUUUGCUUGUCGCAACGCUCUCUGAGUCUAUGCGCAAGGUCAUCCUGGACAAUUUCGAUGCUUCUGCUGGUUUGGAUAAAGGCCUUUCGCGCGAGGGUAUGACAGAAGAUGAGAAAAUCAUGGCCGCCGACCCCUCUAAUGCAGAUGUUGGCGCAUAUGAACGCGAACAGAAGCUCAAAGAAGAAAUUACGAAAGACCUGGCGACCCUGAAAAUGAAAAAUCUGAAGAAAGACUCGCUCAAAGCCUACGAUGAAUGGCGUGAACAGGUCAUAACGCGCGUUGGAGAAGUAGUGAACAGCGAACGAACUGCCCAAAAGCAGGUCCAACAAAAUUCCGGAAAUGCUCAUAUUUCUAAACCUCAGGCGCCGAGCACCGUUGGCCGGAUUAUGGAGGUGCCGAAUAAGAUGGUCAACCUGAAGUUCAAGGAUUUGUUCCCUCCUGCAAAGACACCGCUCACCAAGAUGGCCAUGAAUCAGCGGACGUUGAUUCUUCACGCUUUGUUGCUACUCUUGAUUUCUCUCGAGCACUACAAGGCGCAUUCUCGGAUAUUGAUGCUCAAUCUGACAUCAUCCUUGAAGCUGCCACUGAAAACUUUUGAGCAGGACGAGUAUACGACAGGCAAGGGGCUUCUCGAGGCAGCAAAAGAAAUGUCUGCGGAUGAGGAAACGAAGAAAAUGGCCGAGGAGAAUAAGGAGGCGAGAAUCAGAAAGGUCCGUCUUGCGACUGCUGCUGGUGCGGCUAUUCUGGGUGUUACCGGUGGCUUGGCUGCUCCUAUGAUUGCUGCGGGCGUUGGUUCCGUUAUGGGUGGUCUGGGUCUUGGUGCUACCAGUGCCGCCGCUUAUCUGGGUUCUGUCGCCGGAAGCACUGUCUUGGUGGGUGGACUUUUCGGGGCUUAUGGCGGGCGCAUGACCGGGCAGAUGAUGGAUCAUUAUGCCCGAGAUGUGGAAGACUUUCAAUUUCUCCCUGUACACAGCAGCAGCGACAAGAAGACCAGUGAAGAUGAGAAGAAGGGUGCUGAAGAAGCCAGCGAUCAUGAUCAUAAAUUGCGAGUCACGAUUUGCAUUUCUGGCUGGUUGACGGAGAAAGAGGAAGUGGUGAAACCAUGGCGAGUGAUGGGCACUGGAGCAGAAGUCUUCGCAUUGAAGUAUGAACUGGAGGCACUUUUGAAUCUCGGAAAUGCCAUGAAUGGAAUGGUCCAAUCUGCAGCCUGGGGUUAUGCCCAGAAGCAACUUAUCUCCCGGACAAUAUUUGCCGAAUUGGCUUCUGCUAUGUGGCCAAUCGCUUUGGUCCAGGUUGCCAGAGUCGUCGAUAACCCUUUCAGUGUUGCCAAGGCUCGUUCUGAGAAAGCUGGUGAAGUUCUCGCCGAUGCACUCAUCAACCGUGCGCAAGGCGAGCGACCAGUAACAUUGAUCGGAUAUUCCCUCGGGGCAAGAGUCAUCUACACUUGCCUCAUGACGUUGGCAAAACGAAAAGCCUUCGGACUUGUCGAGAAUGCAGUCUUGAUUGGCGCUCCAACUCCGAGUGAUACAAGCGAUUGGCGAGUUCUUCGAAGUGCUGUGGCAGGCCGCCUGGUCAAUGUCUACUCUGAGAAUGAUUAUGUCCUUGGGUUCAUGUAUCGCACUUCAGCCAUUCAGUACGGCGUUGCUGGCCUGCAGAAGAUUGUUGGCUUGGCUGGCGUUGAAAAUGUCGAUGUCUCUGAGGACGUCUCCGGUCACUUGAGGUACAGAUACCUCAUCGGCAGUAUUCUGACAAACAUUGGGUUUGAAGACAUCGAUAUUAACGCAGUCAAGGAAGAACGUAAGGAACUCCAGAAGAUGGAGCAACGGGAGAAAAAGGAGUCUCUACAGUCUCAGCGACGAUGGCUCAUCCGCCGUGAAUCAGCAGGUGGCAAAGUCGAUGAAGAGGUUGAGGGUCAGGCAGAAGCAGCUGAGCUCGAAAAGAAAGUCCAAGAGCAGACCCAGAAAUCUUUAGUGACUAGGGCUAUUGAGUACUUCUAUACCCCAGGAGUUCCUAGUGCAAAAGAUGCACAAAAUGCUGCCGGGAAUAUUCAAAAGAUUUCACAAGAUCCAGCUAAGGCUCGCGAUACUGUUGGAAAGACAGCUGGCGAUGUUCAAGCUUCCACUCAGAGCUAUGCUACCAUGCUGUAUGAAAAAUUGCCGAGCUUGCCACAUAUGCCUCGUUCAACACCAGCAAGCAACGCGCAAAAAUCUGCUCCUACAAGCACCAAGAAGGUCACAGGUCAGACAGCAAACACUACCAAGGAUGUGUCGAGCUCAACCCAAAGCUAUGUUCAGCAGGCGUCUUCCUACCUUCAAUCAGUGCCCAGCAUGCCAUCACUGGUUGGCACUGACAAGCAGGCAAAGAAGACUCAGAAGAAAUCGAAAACCGCAACUGAAAUACCAGCCGACUAUGCUUCGAAAGCCGCAGACACAACAGUAUCAGCAGUCAAGGGUACCGCAGGUAUUGUUUCGGACGUGGUGACACCGGCAGUGAAGAACACUUUGGAUCCCAAAGGCAACCCUGGUGUCAAGUCGGCUCAAAAGGCCACACGGCAAGCACCCAUCAUCCACCAAGCCAAAGACCGCACUCCUGCAACUGGUAAGAAUUCGGCAGGAAGUGUCUCGAAUACUGUUGGCGCAAGGACACAAAAUACGGGACAAAUCGUACAGAAAGGUUUGGACACCUCGACAGACAAAGCUGGCGGUGCAGCAAAGGCUGCUGCAUCAGAGGUGACACGCGCCGCGAAUGCAGGACAGUCCUACACCUCACGGGCGGCGUCCUAUCUCCCUGAACUUCCUAGAAUGCCAUCCCUUGGCUUUGGCGGACGAGGUACUAAAGACACAAAGAAAGCACCACCCAAACUCCAGAAGCGAGCAAGUUCAUCCAAGAACGUCGACGCCACCAACACGACCUCUGAGCAACAGGCACCGCCAAGACUCGAACAUCGUUCCAGUUCAAACAAGAAUGGCAACGCAGCGAGAACUCCUUCAUCUGCAGGAGAACAAACCUCACCAGCACAGAUUCUCUCUCGUGCUGCCUCGGGCCUGAAAUCUCCGUCACUACCGACGAAGUUCGACCGCACGCCUUCUGGGAUCAAAUCUCCUGCCUUACCAACGCGACUCGAUCCCACUACUGGGGCACGAUCACCCCCGACCUCGGUGCCCACGCCCGACCUAGUCCGACGGAUCUCGUCAGGCCUCAGGUCUCCUCCGCCAAAGCUGGGCUCACGGUGGACCAGUGGCCAACUCAACCAAGGGCAGGGUGUCGGGCCAGAACCCAAGGCGCUGGGCGAGAAGUUGAGCGGCAUGCAUUCUAGAGCAGUGGAUGUUGGGAAGGGUGCUGGUGGGAAGGUCAUGGACUCGGUAGGGGCAGGCAAAAGUGGCGACUCAGCUAAUGCCAACAUCAAUUCUCCUGCUCCCAAUUCGCGAGCAGGCAUCAGAAAGUCCAACGACCCCUCCACGAAUGUCAGGUCCCCUACCUCAGGGAGCAAAAGCCCAGCACCAGCACCAGCACCAUCAAAAAAAGCUCAAGAAACGAUUAUUAGCGCCGGAACUACCCCUUCCAUCCCGGAUGCCGGUGCAGCAAAAGGUGUAACGGAUGCUGCGUCUUCCGGCGUCCAACAAAGUGCUGGCAAAGCCGUUGAUACGGGCAAGGCUGUGACACAGCAGGGUGGAAAGACUCUGAGCAGUCUUGGUCGUGGUUUAGGGUUUGGAAAGUAA